AUGGCAUUUUCUAAUCAAACACCAACAAUUGUUGUUUUAAAAGAGGGGACAGAUUCAUCUCAAGGACGAGGUCAAAUUUUAACCAACAUUAAUGCUUGUUUAGCCAUUCAAGACACUUUAAAACCAACAUUAGGACCAUUUGGAUCCGAUAUUUUAAUAGUUGAUAGUAAUGGGAAACCUACUAUAUCUAAUGAUGGGGCCACCAUAUUAAAAUUAUUAGAUAUUGUUCAUCCUGCAGCACAAAUGUUAGUUGAUAUUUCUCGAUCUCAAGAUUGUGAAGUUGGUGAUGGGACAACAUCGGUGACUAUUAUAGCUGGAGAAUUAUUAAAAGAAGCGAAAAAUUUUAUUGAAGAUGGAAUCAAUCCUCAUUUGAUUAUUAAAGGUUAUAGAAAGGCAUGUCAAUUAAGUAUUGAAAAAAUCGAAUCAUUAUCAAUUGAUGUAUUGGAAAAUAAUACUGAUAGUGGCAAUUUCCGUGAUUUAUUGGAAAAAUGUGCUACUACUGCCAUGUCAUCAAAAUUAAUUAAAACUAAUUCUAAAUUUUUCACAAAAAUGGUAGUUGAUGCCGUAUUAACUUUAGAUCGUAAUGAUUUGAAUGAAAAUUUAAUUGGGAUUAAAAAAGUUCCAGGUGGUUCAUUAGAAGAUUCAUUAUUUAUUGAUGGUGUAGCAUUUAAGAAAACUUUUUCAUAUGCAGGAUUUGAACAACAACCAAAAUCAUUCAGUAACCCCAAAAUAUUAUGUCUUAAUGUUGAAUUAGAAUUAAAAGCUGAAAAAGAUAAUGCUGAAAUUAGAAUUGAUCAAGUUAAUCAAUAUCAACAAAUUGUUGAUGCCGAAUGGAAAAUCAUUUUCGAUAAAUUAGAAUCAAUUUAUCAAACUGGAGCACAAAUUGUUUUAUCAAAAUUACCUAUUGGUGAUUUAGCUACUCAAUAUUUUGCUGAUCGUAAUAUAUUUUGUGCUGGUAGAGUUAGUGAUGAUGAUAUGAAUCGCGUGAUUCAAGCUGUUGGUGGUGAUAUUCAAUCGAGUUGUUCUAAUUUACUUAAAGAUGGGAAAUUAGGUCAAUGUGAAAGUUUUGAAGAAAUUCAAAUUGGUAAUGAACGAUUUAAUAUUUUUAAAGGUUGUCCACAAACUAAAACUUGUACAUUAAUAUUAAGAGGUGGAGCAGAACAAGUGAUUGCUGAAGUAGAACGUUCAUUACACGAUGCCAUUAUGAUUGUUAAACGAUCAAUUACUCAUAAAAAAAUUGUUGCUGGUGGUGGUGCCAUUGAAAUGGAAUUAUCGAAAUAUUUACGUGAUUAUAGUAGACAAAUUCAUGGGAAACAACAAUUAAUUAUUGCUGCUUUUGCUAAAGCUUUAGAAGUGAUUCCAAGACAAUUGUGUGAAAAUGCAGGGUUUGAUAGUAUUGAAUUAUUAAAUCGUUUAAGAAGUUAUCAUGCUAAAGGUGAAACUUGGUAUGGUAUUGAUUUCCAAUUGGAAAAUAUUGGCGAUAAUUUCAAAAGUUUCAUUUGGGAACCUGCAUUAGUUAAAAUCAAUGCCUUAAGUUCUGCUACUGAAGCUGCUACAUUGUUGUUAUCAGUUGAUGAAACCAUUAGAAAUGAUGAACAAGAACAAGCACAACCUCAAGGUGCACCAGGUAGAGGUAGAGGUGCAUACUAA
Messenger RNA from Candida albicans SC5314, 1650 nucleotides. It is a transcript of the gene CCT7, whose product is annotated as chaperonin-containing T-complex subunit. The record is from RefSeq and is a predicted model, not a curated record. Gene Ontology annotation, molecular function: ATP binding; ATP hydrolysis activity; ATP-dependent protein folding chaperone. NCBI's taxonomy places the organism in Eukaryota, Fungi, Ascomycota, Pichiomycetes, Serinales, Debaryomycetaceae. The transcript has a single exon. Bases 1 to 1650 code for a protein of 549 amino acids. Gene Ontology annotation, cellular component: chaperonin-containing T-complex. Gene Ontology annotation, biological process: protein folding.